UUUAAUAAUUCUUCUCAUUUUAUUAUUCGCAUGAUGCUUUAGUCAUUUUAUGUCGAACGUUUUUAAUUCCAUUUCAGACUUUUACUGUUACUUACUUACCUGUGUGUCAAUACCUAAAAUCAUCCUUACGUUCGCCCACCAUUUUUAGUAUAUGUUUAUUAAUUAGAAUAAUUAUUAAAUUCCUAUCAUUUUAAUUAUCCACAGCGUCUUCUUCUAUUCUUCGCAACAUAUUUUUCAGUGCUCGGAUUAGCUUAAGAUUUAGUUUUUAAAAAAUAAAUAUUUUUAGGUUAGAUCACCGAAGCUUAAUGCUUAUGCAGAUGGAACAUUAUUUGUAUCAUCUAUAAUAUAACUGAUACCUGAAAUCUGGAAACUGCAUCCUAAUUGCUACCUUCCACAUUCAUGAAAAAGGUGUGCAUCUUAUAAGAAUCAUGCCUCUGUUCGGAAAGUCUCAAAAAAGUCCGGCGGAGGUGGUAAAGGCUCUCAAGGAAGCAGUUAAUGCAUUAGAGCGAGGUGACAAGAAGGUAGAAAAGGCUCAAGAGGAUGUCAGCAAAAAUCUUGUACACAUUAAAAAUAUGUUAUAUGGAACAGCUGAAACUGAACCACAGGCAGAUAUUGUCGUGGCUCAAUUGGCACAAGAAUUAUAUAACAGCAAUUUAUUAUUAUUGCUUGUGCAAAAUCUAAGUCGUAUUGACUUUGAGGGGAAAAAAGACGUUGCUCAAGUUUUUAAUAAUAUUUUAAGAAGACAAAUUGGGACAAGAUCUCCAACAGUGGAAUAUAUAUGUACCAAACCAGAAAUCCUGUUUACUCUUAUGUCUGGUUAUGAGCAUCAAGACAUUGCACUAAACUGUGGCACUAUGUUAAGAGAAUGUGCAAGAUAUGAAGCAUUGGCGAAAAUUAUGAUAUAUUCUGAUGAUUUUUAUAAUUUCUUUAGAUAUGUAGAGGUGUCUACAUUUGAUAUAGCAUCUGAUGCUUUUUCUACAUUUAAGGAAUUACUUACAAGGCACAAAAUUCUAAGUGCUGAAUUUCUAGAAGUUAAUUAUGAUAAAGUUUUCUCCCAUUAUCAAAGGUUAUUGAAUUCUGAAAAUUAUGUAACAAGACGACAAAGUUUGAAGUUAUUAGGAGAGCUUUUGCUCGAUAGACACAAUUUUACAGUUAUGACAAGAUAUAUUUCAAAUCCUGAUAAUUUAAAACUUAUGAUGAAUAUGCUUAAAGAAAAAUCACGAAACAUACAAUUUGAAGCAUUUCAUGUAUUUAAGGUAUUUGUUGCUAAUCCAAAUAAACCAAAACCAAUUCUUGAUAUACUUCUCCGUAAUCAAGAAAAGUUGAUAGAAUUUCUAACGCGCUUCCACACAGAUCGUUCGGAAGAUGAACAGUUUAAUGAUGAGAAAGCGUACCUAAUAAAACAGAUCAAAGAACUUAAGUCUGUACAUGAAAAUUAAGUCAAAAAUACAACUAAUGCUACAGCUACUGUUAUUAUUACAAUCAACUCUAUUGCUACUACUGCUAUUCUACUAUUACCACCAAUGUCGCUAUUGUGGCUAUUUAUUAUUCUAAGACUAUAUUAUUCAAUUAGCAUCAUCAUCAUCUUCAUCAUCAACAUCAACAUCAUCAAUGUCAUCGUCAUCUUUAAUGUUAUUUUUUAGCAUCACCACUGCAAUUAUUAUCACUCUUAUCACAAUUACCAUUGUUUCCAUCAUCAUCAUUCUUAUUGUAAUAUUAUUUUUAUUACAUUAAUGUUGUUAUU
Polistes dominula (European paper wasp) is the source of this 1744-nucleotide messenger RNA. It is a transcript of the gene Mo25, whose product is annotated as calcium binding protein Mo25. Gene Ontology annotation, biological process: intracellular signal transduction. NCBI's taxonomy places the organism in Eukaryota, Metazoa, Arthropoda, Insecta, Hymenoptera, Vespidae. The record is from RefSeq and is a predicted model, not a curated record. Gene Ontology annotation, molecular function: protein serine/threonine kinase activator activity.